CCCUAGCAACCUUCCACUCCGGGCCAACCCGCUUUCUUCAACCCACUUUCUCUCUCUCCUAUAUACAUCUCUUUCACUGCAGCAUUUCAAAUCUGUCAACUCUAGAUUCCAUUUUCCACAUAUAUACCGUUGCAUGGUCACCGGAGAUGGCUUCAGCUUGUCUAAACAACGUCGGAAUACCAACGGAAAACUUUCACGACUGUUCAGUUGCAUACGAAUGGUUGAGUCCUCGUAUCUCAUUAAGCCGCGACGGUGACAAGACGACGACGACGACGAACGAAACGUCUACGCAUACGGAGAUGAUCAACGAGCCAGAUCUGGAAUGUUCUCUUCAAGAUUUUGGAGAAUUUGAGUUUAGACUUGAAGAAGAUCCUGUAACAAUGCUUCCCGCCGAUGAACUAUUCGCCGACGGUAAACUCGUUCCGUUACAUCUCUCAUUCUCUAAACUAUCUUUACCACCUUCGAUUGAUGAUUCAUCGGAAGUUAGAUCAGAAUCUCCCCGGAGGAGAACUGGCGUAGCUAAUACAGUAGAUCCUUUCUUGUUUUCUCCGAAAGCACCGAGAUGUUCUAGCCGGUGGAAGGAUCUAUUAGGUUUUAAGAAGUUUUAUCAAAACAACAAUGCCAAGUCCGAUAAAUCUGCGCUGUCUUCGUCCUCCUCGGCCCAAUCUAAUACCAACGGAUCAAAAUCUCGAAGGAUUUUUCUUCAUCGGAGUUCUAAAUCAUCAGUCGUGGCUGCCAUUGAUUCAUCAAUAAACCUUCCUUUACUUAAGGACCCAGAUAGCGAAUCAUCAUCUGGUUGCAUAUCAUCUCGUCUAUCACUCUCAUCUUCAUCUUCAAGUCACGAACAUGAUGAAAUGCCAAGACUUUCACUCGAUUCAGAAAAACCCAUCCUUUCUAGAACAACAACAACAACGACAACAACAGCACCAACAACUAAUUCAUCUGUCUGUUCAAACCCACCUCCAAAAGUAAGAGUAAUGAGACAGAAAGGCUCGUCAUCAGAAAAUCCAACAAGGGCAAGUCGGCGAACAGCAGCUCCGGCGACGGAUUCAUCAUCAGUUGACAGCCCGCGAAUGAACUCAUCGGGUAAAGUGGUGUUCCAAAGCCUGGAAAGGAGCUCGAGUAGUCCAAGUACAUUCAACGGUGGUCCUAGAUUGAAGCUUCGGGGAAUGGAAAGGUCAUAUUCAGCUAAUCUACGUGUGACACAUGUCCUAAAUGUCCCCGUAUGUUCACUUUCAAAGUCCAGUGUAUUUGGUUUUCCACUAUUCUCUUCACCCCAAAAACGUGAAGUCAUGGUCGGUAGCCCUACGAUUGGAGCUGGUGCUGGUGGUGGUGUUAACAGAUCUAGAGGAGGCGCCCAACAUUAUCAUCAACCCAGUAAUCGAUCAGAUCGGACUUAACUUCAUCAUCCAGGUUGGUUGGUCUUUAAUUAACCUUGCCUUGCAUGAUCCAUUAAUCCCUUUUUCUACGGAUCUUAGCUUGUUUCAUUUUCCGGCAUUAAUUAAUUAAUCAAUCUAGACACUGUGAGGUAGUACUAGUAGUUGUAGGGUAGGGGGGGUUGGUUCAUCUUAAUGGGGUCUGGUGGGUCUAGCUUUUUACCCCCAACCCAGCCUAGGGAAUGCAAUUAUGUGUGCUUUGGCGGGUUUUUCUUUAUCUUUUGCAUCAAUUUCAUUUUGGGUUUUUGAGCUCUGCUGGUUAUGGCUGGCUAAUACUGAGUCCUGACAAUAGCAUGUGUUAUGUGUCAUGGCUGGCUUCUGUGCUACUGUUACUGCUGUUGUUGUAUUAUUAUUAUUAUGCUUGUGAAUAUCUAUC
Impatiens glandulifera is the source of this 1812-nucleotide messenger RNA. RefSeq lists its product as uncharacterized. The transcript has a single exon. NCBI's taxonomy places the organism in Eukaryota, Viridiplantae, Streptophyta, Magnoliopsida, Ericales, Balsaminaceae. The coding region runs from base 147 to 1400 and encodes 417 amino acids. The record is from RefSeq and is a predicted model, not a curated record.